GAGGGGGCGGUGCCUCUGUGCCUUGCAGCCGGACACUGGUGGCCCGCGGGGAGUGGAAGAGCUGAAAGACUCCUGGGGUGCUCUUGGUUGACCGGCCGAGUGCGGAGCCGUCCCGAGAGCACCUCUGAGAAGAAAAGUGUUUGGUACUUAUGUCUUCCCCUGAAAUUGCUUCCCUCUCAUGGGGACAAAUGAAAGUACAAGGCUCUACUGUAACCUAUAAGGAUUGCAAAGUAUGGCCAGGAGGGAGUCGGGCUUGGGACUGGAGAGAGACCGGAACUGAGCAUUCUCCUGGCGUGCAGCCUGCAGAUGUGAAGGAGGUUGCGGAGAAGGGUGUACAGACCCUUGUGAUUGGCCGAGGGAUGAAUGAGGCCUUGAAGGUGCCUCCCUCCACUGUGGAAUACCUCAGGAAUCAAGGCAUUGAUGUGCGAGUCCUCCAGACAGAACAGGCAGUGAAGGAAUAUAAUGCCUUGGCUGCACAAGGGCUCAGGGUGGGAGGCGUCUUCCAUUCCACUUGCUAAUGUAGCCACAGCGUAAAAUAAAUCACUAAGCAAUGA
Cavia porcellus (domestic guinea pig) is the source of this 554-nucleotide messenger RNA. It is a transcript of the gene Aamdc, whose product is annotated as adipogenesis associated Mth938 domain containing. NCBI's taxonomy places the organism in Eukaryota, Metazoa, Chordata, Mammalia, Rodentia, Caviidae. Gene Ontology annotation, cellular component: cytoplasm. The transcript has 4 exons. The record is from RefSeq and is a predicted model, not a curated record. Gene Ontology annotation, biological process: positive regulation of fat cell differentiation. The coding region runs from base 150 to 518 and encodes 122 amino acids.